This is a messenger RNA of Cynara cardunculus var. scolymus (artichoke), 2594 nucleotides long. RefSeq names its product serine/threonine-protein kinase D6PKL1. NCBI's taxonomy places the organism in Eukaryota, Viridiplantae, Streptophyta, Magnoliopsida, Asterales, Asteraceae. The transcript is spliced from 3 exons. Bases 370 to 2445 code for a protein of 691 amino acids. Gene Ontology annotation, biological process: protein phosphorylation. Gene Ontology annotation, molecular function: ATP binding; protein serine/threonine kinase activity. The record is from RefSeq and is a predicted model, not a curated record. Gene Ontology annotation, cellular component: nucleus; plasma membrane; cytoplasm.
CAUAUUUCUCUUUCAUCCCAGUGAACACAUGGCUAAAGUGCGCCUUCCACCAUGAAAGAAGAAAUCAAGAGAGAGAAGGGAAAAAAGCAAUAAAGCAAACUAAAUAGUCAUAUGUUGUCAUGGUCAUAGCACCAGUUGCCCUUCUGCAUUCUCAGACUCACCUUUAUGCAGUCCCACCCCAGAAGAGUUAAACACCAAUUUCACUGGAAUCCCCCAUUUACACCUUCAUAAUUCCCUCAAAAACCCUAAACAACAAACAAUACCGGUGGAAUUUCAUUUCAAACUUCAGUUUUACUAUACCUCUUCGUCUCAGAUCUGCUGGACUGUAAUAUGAAAAGAGGGUCAUUUCAUGAAGUAUUGUAAGCAGAAAUGAGAAGGAUUCAUGAUUCACAAAAGCUUCCAGUUUCAGGGCAUAUGCCUGAAAUUGGUAAGUUACCAAAUUCACACUUCAGUUUGGUUAGAGAAGACAUGAGUUUUUUGAAUGCAGAAAAUUUUCAACAUUCCACUUUACCCAUAUCUGUGAGGAAAUGGAAAGGGAAAAACUUCUUGCAGGAUGAUGAGGAGCUUAUGCCAGAUGUGAACAUGUUGAAGGAAACUGAUGAUUCUUUCGACGAAAUUGGUUCCACCUCUUUCUCGGGAGCGAGUCAUCCCCCAGAACCUGUUGACACAGAUCUAAUGAGUCCUGUUUGUGUACCAAUCGGUCAAAACAAAUCGUCGGAAGGUCAAUGCAUGAUAAAGGGAGUUUCCAUAAAGGGUCCGUUCUUAGAAGAUCUUUCCAUUCGUGUUUCUGGAAUCAAACAAAGCCCUGAGAGUUUGACACCAUCUUCUCCAUUUGCAGUUCCGCGGCCAUCACAAAAUACCGAAAGCUCUCCCAUUCGUCAAGAUUCUGAUGAAAAGGAGUGUGUUUGGGAUGCUUCUUUGCCUCCAAGUGGUAACGUAAGCCCACAUAGUAGCAUUGAUAGUACAGGUGUUGUUACAUCCAUGAGUACCAGCACGUACCGAAUGAGUGAUGGAAUGCUUAGUGUCGAUCGUAAUUAUGGAAUUACAAAAAUAACCCUUCGAGGGGAAUCCCUUGAAAGCGGAAAAACAAGUAUUAGUCGAGCUAGUGAUAGUAGUGGCCUUAGUGAUGAUAGUAACUGGAGCAACUUCACCGGGACCACCAACAAGCCUCAUAAAGGAAAUGAUCCGAGGUGGAAGGCAAUUCUUGCCAUUCGAUCACGAGAUGGCCUUUUGGGUAUGAGUCAUUUUAGGUUGCUUAAACUUCUUGGUUGUGGUGACAUUGGUAGCGUUUAUCAAUCGGAGCUUAGUGGGACCCGUUGCUAUUUCGCAAUGAAGGUGAUGGAUAAGGCGUCCCUUGCUAGUAGAAAAAAGUUGUCGAGGGCUCAGACCGAGAGAGAUAUAUUACAAUUACUUGAUCACCCGUUCUUGCCAACUUUAUACACUCAUUUUGAAACGGAUAGAUUCUCGUGUUUGGUCAUGGAAUAUUGUCCUGGAGGCGAUCUGCACAUGUUGAGGCAACGGCAACCGGGGAAACAUUUCUCGGAAUACGCAGCAAGGUUUUACGCUGCUGAGGUUUUAUUAGGACUCGAGUAUCUCCAUAUGCUUGGAGUUGUAUACCGAGACCUGAAACCUGAAAACGUAUUGGUACGUGAAGAUGGCCACAUAAUGUUGUCCGACUUUGACCUCUCGUUGCGAUGUGCCGUGUCACCCACCCUCAUUAAGUCAUCUUCGUUAGAUUCCGAUCCUUCCAAACGAGCCACUAAUGGUGCUUUCUGUGUGCAACCCGCCUGCAUCGAGCCCACAUCAGUCUGCAUUCAACCUGCAUGUUUCCUCCCUCGGUUUUUCCCUCACAAAAACAAGAAGAAACGGACCCCAAAACCCCGAACAGACCCAACCCCGCUAUUCGGCCAGCUCCCGGAACUUGUUGCCGAGCCAACCGCGGCCCGGUCGAUGUCUUUUGUCGGGACCCACGAAUACUUGGCUCCGGAAAUCAUCAAGGGAGAGGGACACGGAAGUGCGGUGGAUUGGUGGACGUUCGGGAUAUUCUUGCACGAGUUGCUGUACGGUCGAACCCCUUUCAAGGGUGCGGGAAACCGAGCCACUUUAUUCAAUGUAGUUGGGCAACAGCUAAGGUUUCCGGACUCGCCGGCUACAAGCUAUGCGAGCCGGGAUUUAAUCAGGGGUUUGCUUGUGAAGGAGCCACAACACAGGCUGGGCGUGAAAAGGGGUGCGACCGAGAUCAAACAGCAUCCCUUUUUCGAAGGCGUGAAUUGGGCACUGAUUCGGUGCAGUACGCCACCUGAAGUCCCGAGACCUACAGAAGCCGCCGAGCCUACCAGUAAGUUGGGGGCGGUCGAGGCGGUAAGUGGCGGCAAUAACAGUAAAAGAAUGGUGGGGAACGGGGGCAAGGCUGGCGGUAAAUAUCUCGAUUUCGAGUUCUUCUGAGCCAAUCUUUAGAAUUGUUAUAGAAUUGUUGUUGCUGUGUUGUAGUCGCUGACUCUAUAAGAUCUCAUUGUGCAAUCCGUUCUUCGUUAUCGUGUUAUCACCCAUAAAUUCGUUAAGGCUAUUUUGGGAAUUUCACUCAUAUUUACUCA